UCGGCCUCGUUUAUCUAUAACCAAACAUAAACGGGUACGUAGGCAGAAAUGUGGGCAGAAAAUAAUCAUGGCGGACGGGUGUACGAUCAGGGCUACUGUCGAGUCCGAUCUGCCGCAUGUCAUGAAAUGGACGAUAGGUCAAUUUCCGGAAGACUUCGGGCUUGAGAUGCUUAAGAUCAUGGUUGAGUACGGUGAAGGCGGCGGAGCUUUCACGGCAGUGUUACCCAACGGGGAAUCAGUCGGUUUUCUGAAUUCUGCUGUUGUCGGUGGCGAAGCUUUCAUGGGUCACUUCAUAGUACGUAGCGAUAUGAGACGGAAAGGAAUAGGGAGUAUGUUACUGAAGCGCAUACUUGAGCACGCCGGCCACCGUAACCUGGGACUUAACACCAUGAUGUACCUCGUAGAUCAUUAUAAGAAGAACGGCUUUACCACGGAGUCGUUCACUAUUACCACUCGUUAUUACACCGUCGAUCACGCCAAGCUCGCAGCAUCCCUGAAGCUGGAAGAUGAUGCUAAUAUCACAGUGAAGCCAUACAGCGAAGAGAUGCUGCAAGCUGUACUCGACUACGACAAGUCCAUAGCUGGGCAGGACCGCGGAGACUACCUGCGUCCCUGUUUACAGGCUUGUAAGAAGCUGGUGUUUGUAGCGACAGAUGCUGAGAGCAAGGUAACAGGUUAUGUCGUUGCCAUCAAUGCGACUGUUGGCGUGAGUUACGGCAUCUGUCCACUCUACGGUGACACGGAGCAGGUACAGAGUCAGCUGAUGAGGCACGUGUUAAUGGCUCUACCGGAUAGAUCAGAGAUCUGCUUCUAUACACCUGACGAAAGCACACAUGCGGUAAAGACGUUAGAGGCACUUGGAGCUCGGUUUGUGGGGCGCGACAAGCGACUGUACACGAAACACAAGGUGAAGCUACCAUUGGAAAAGGUCGCGUCUAAUCUGACUUUAGGCGUCUUUAUUAUCUAGGACUGCCUUGGAAUCAAAUCACACUGGAAAUCGUAAUGAUGACCGCAUCUCUUUUUUAAUUUUGAUAUCUUUGUUAUAUAGGAUUCCCAUGGCACCGGAUUUUCUAAUUCGCAAAUCGCGAUAAUGAUGUUACAAUACGGUUUGUAUU
This is a messenger RNA of Priapulus caudatus, 1115 nucleotides long. RefSeq lists its product as uncharacterized. Lineage: Eukaryota; Metazoa; Priapulida; Priapulimorpha; Priapulimorphida; Priapulidae. The transcript has 2 exons. Bases 68 to 967 code for a protein of 299 amino acids. Gene Ontology annotation, molecular function: acyltransferase activity, transferring groups other than amino-acyl groups. The record is from RefSeq and is a predicted model, not a curated record.